Messenger RNA from Corticium candelabrum, 1068 nucleotides. RefSeq names its product alpha-soluble NSF attachment protein-like. The coding region runs from base 57 to 938 and encodes 293 amino acids. The transcript is spliced from 11 exons. Gene Ontology annotation, biological process: SNARE complex disassembly; intracellular protein transport. Gene Ontology annotation, cellular component: vacuolar membrane; SNARE complex. NCBI's taxonomy places the organism in Eukaryota, Metazoa, Porifera, Homoscleromorpha, Homosclerophorida, Plakinidae. Gene Ontology annotation, molecular function: soluble NSF attachment protein activity; syntaxin binding. The record is from RefSeq and is a predicted model, not a curated record.
AUGCGCAUGAGCAUAGCACAAGCUGACGUCAUAUGCAAACGAGGCGAGGCGAAUAAAUGGCAGACAGCGAGUCUAAAGCUGCCGAACUGAUGGCGCAGGCAGAACGCCAAGUAAAAUCAGCGAGUGGCUUUAUCGGCAGAAUAUUCGGAGGCAGUGCAAAACUCGAAGAAGCCGCCGACUUAUACGCCAGAGCGGCGAACUCAUUCAAGAUGGCGAAGAAAUGGAGUGCGGCCGGAAACGCGUUUGAGCAGGCGGCCAGCAUCGCGGAGCGUCUUCAGACGAAGCACGAAUGCGCUCAGAAGUUUGUUGAUGCCGCCUCGUGUUACAAGAAGUCGAGCUUUCAAGAUGCGAUUCGGUGUUUUAACAGAGCUAUAGAGAUUUUUACGGACAUGGGUCGGUUUACGAUUGCUGCCAAACAUCAUGUUACUAUAGCUGAGAUUUAUGAGACUGACGUCGUCGAUGUUGAGCAGUGUAUUGCUCACUACGAACAGGCAGCAGAUUUCUUCAAGGGAGAAAACUCUAACAGUGCUGCCAACAAGAAUCUCCUUAAAGUUGCUUAUUACAAAGCCCAACUGGAAGAUUACGAAAAAGCUAUUGAAAUCUAUGAGCAGGUUGCUGCGAGUUCUAUAGAAGUUCCUCUUUUGAAAUACAGUGCUAAGGACCACUUUUUUCGUGCAGCGUUAUUGCAGAUGUGUGUUGAUCCAUUAGCUGGACAAAGAGCAGUCGACAAAUAUGUUGACAUGUUUCCAGCCUUUCAGGACACAAGAGAGUGCAAACUUUUGAAGAAAAUCAAUGAAUCAUUUGAAGAGCAAAACGUGGAUGCAUUCACCGAGGCUGUGAAAGAGUAUGACGCAAUUUCACGUCUUGAUCAGUGGUACACUGCAAUUCUAUUGAAAAUCAAGAAGUCGAUGGGUGGUGAAGACGAGUCUCUUCGAUAACUCACCGUAGAUUGUCUGUAUGUUCUAAGGUUGUGUAGUUGUGUUACAAGGUCAGAUGUGCAUAAUGCAAUGUCAGUGGGUGGGUGAUGCUGUUCAUAUGGUCAUUUGUAAUAAUACGACAAUUACAGUA